CGGAAAGUUAGCAUGUUGUUCGUUGCUGCGGGAAAAUUAAAGAAUGGGCAAAGAUAUUUAUAGGUGUAUUGAAUGCAACGAAAAAGCAACGGAGCUGCACAGGGAUUACAGCAACGGGAUUCUGAAGAUAACAAUAUGUGAGUCAUGCCAAAAGCCAGUGGAUAAGUACAUUGAAUAUGACCCCGUUAUCAUUCUCAUUGAUGCCAUUUUGUGUAAGACACAAGCUUUCAGACACAUUUUAUUCAACACAAGCUUGAAUAUCCACUGGAAGUUGUGUGCGUUCUGCCUGUUGUGUGAAGCCUACCUCAGGUGGUCUUUGCUCCAUGGCUCUGAGCAGAGCAGCGACCCUGCAGACAUCAUCAGAUACGCUAAAGAAUGGGAGUUUUAUGGCAUGUUUGGCCUGGCAGCCCUUGAGCUGUCAGCGUUCUGUGGUGCGGUGCUCUGGUUCCUCUGGGUGUGGGUGGGUCUUCUGCAGGGUAGGACGGUAGAGCUCAGCCUGCUUAUCAGAGCCCUGUUGCUGUCCUGCUACGGCAAAGUCCUGCUCAUCCCCGCAGUCAUCUGGGAGCAUGACUACUCCCCGCUCUGUCUGGGCCUCAUCAAGCUGUUUGUGCUCACAUCUAACUCACAAGCCAUCAGAGUGAUCCUGAACACCAGCAGACGUGUGUCUCUGGUGGCCAUUUGUUUAGGCCUGCUGUUGGAAACCUGCGUGGCUCAAGCCUGUAAGAAGCUUCCGUGGAGCAUCCAGGACAUGUUGACGUCUGAAUGAACAUCUGUUCCACCAUCAGACCGAAACAUCUCAGGGAUGAACAAGUGGUCGUGGAUACCGACCUCCUGCUCGGACGUAAAGAAAAGAAAUGGAUUUUUAAGUAUUCUUCUUGUUUUUGAUCUUCUGCUGCUGCCAGUUCAUUUUUUUUACGUAAAAGCAGCUAAAAUACGUGUCAAAGAAACCUGUCCAGCAUUGCAGAGGCACUUCUAUCAUUCUGUGUAAUGAGCCAAGCCAAGAAGUCAGAAUCUGAGAGGGAUUUUCCAGAAGCGCACCGGGUUACUGUUUAACAUGCUCCAGUUCCUGAGCCACUCUCCAGGGAUGACACAAACACACCCGAGGUUGUAAUUUUGACUAUAACUACUCCUCUGUCUGGACAGGAGCUACGAAACACUCUGCACAUUCUUUAGCUUAGUGGUGAGAUGCCAACCUAAACUGACUCACACUCACAGACUGAAUCAAGAAGCUGAACAGGAGUAAAAGGGGCAGUAGAGUUCACUUUAAUGACUUUUAGCUUGUUUAUUGCGACGCUAAAGGCUUAUGUCAGCUAAAAAAUGGUAUCCAAUAGAAAUAGACUACUUUCAAUGCAUUAAAAAAAGAUACAUUUCUUAUGGUUUGUUAUUAUCAGACAGUGUAUUUUAGAUUAUUAUUCUCCAGCGACUCUUUUGGAACUAAACUGACAGAUAAAUGGCCUCAUGUUGUCUUCAUGGCUCUGUUCAAAAUCACCCAAAUUCCUAAUUAGAUUAAAAGGCUAAAAAUCAGCAUUUUGUAAACAUGUCCAUGAGAUGUGUUUUUCAUGCUGUAAUAUUUAUCAUGAUACAAUAUCUGUGAUUAAUGGAGAUUUGUGGUUUAAAUGUGCAGACCACCACCUACAGCAGGGGUGUCCAGCUGUAGUCCUGGAGGGCCGCAGUCCUGCAGGUUUUAGAUGUUUGCCUGCUCCAACACACCUAUUUUAUAUCAACGGUCAACAGCUUAUUGUCAGAUUUAUCCCAGGCAUAUUGAUUCUUUAAUCUCAUUCAGAUGUGCUGCAGCAUGAAACAUCCAAAACCUGCAGGAUAGCGGCCCUUAAAGGCUGGCUGUGAACACCCCUGACCUACAGUCCUAGAGAGAUGAUGUCAGACAGUUGGUUUGCUUUUAGAAAAUUGGAGAGACGAGUAAAUAUUCUAUAUUACUCUGGUUGCGAGGAGCCACAAUUGAUCUAAGAGUAAAUCUGAAAGUAUUUAGCGAGCAACCAGCCGGCCUGUGUCAAAUAGGUAUCCACCUGUCAGGCGGAUCGGCUUGGUAGUUGUUAACAGCCACAGAUGUAUUUUCUUAUCUAAAAGUGCAGUUUUUAGGGAAUUAAUAUACAUAAGUCCAAAAGAGUUGGCCUUGAGUCAUUUAUUAAUAUUAUUAUCAUUUCUAGCUGAGCUAGGGGCAACAAGCUGACUAGUCCAUAAACAAGCAAAGCAACAACAAACCAUAACACUUCCACCUCCUUGAUUCUCAGAUGGUAGAGUUUUCUCCAGACGUAUUUAUUGCUACCAUGGCAACCCUCAUGAUUUGAUUUAACAAGAAAGGCUUUUUUCUGACAGCUACAGAUUCUAUGGGUUUUGGAGGUUAUUGAGUUAGGAUUUAUUUUAUCUUUCUUUUUUCUUAGGCUUUGUGGAGGUCUUUGCUAAUUGUUUAAAGGGGAUAGCUACGAUUUGAAUUCCUCCCCACCAGUAGGUGUCGCACUCACACUCGUUCGCUCUCGUUCCAACUUUAGAUUGUACCGGUUGCCAGCUAUGUCUAAUACCGUAUGUGGACAUAGAGGAGAGAUGUCAAGCGAGGAGUCUUUGGUUAAAACUGGUUGCUAUGAAGUCCCAAUUCUUAAAACCUGAUUUAAAUGCAGAUUGUGAAGUUUUGAUGAAGGGAUUUUUAGUUUCUUUGUGUAAUGCUUCAACUUUUCUUUUGCUUUUUAUUAAUGAUUUGAUUAAUGAUCUUGAUUAAAUGAUUUUUAUCUCAUCCUCUGAUGUUACAGAUGGAAGGUCAAACAGUUUGUUUAUUGAACUGGAGUUCCCCAGGAUUCAGCCAUCAUGGGACAUAAUUCUCAUUUUUUUUAAAUCUGAGUUUAGAGGCAUAUAUCUCUGAAGAAAGAACAACUAAUCGAUCAUUGUAGAAUUCAGUAAUCAGUGUUUUCCUCUUUUAUUCUCCUUUUGUAAAGACAAAGCUACAUAACCUCCAGUGUUGAGACUAAAUUAAUCACAUGCAGCCCAGAAGGAAGGUAAAACCUUAACACCAGACGUGAGAUGUUUAUUAUUCUGUUACUGGCUGACCUGCUGCAGCUGAUCAACGUCACAAACUGCUGUCCCCGUUUCUGCAAACAAGACUAUGUUUAGUUGGUAGAACAAACAUCCGAAGCAGACUGAAGUUUUGUGGCGUUUACUCAACAUUUAGCUGUGAGGAGUCUGAACAGCUGAAGUUUCCCUGUAGAAAACAUCUGCUGCUUCUCUGCUGGGAAAGAUGAUGUUCUAUUAAUAAUCACAGCCCUUAAUAUUCAAUCAUUUUCAUGGAUGUUGCUUUAAAACUGCAAAUGUAUACAUAUAAUAUUGAUAAUGGGGUAAAAAUGGUUGUUUUUUUGUUUAUUUUUUUAAAAUGUAAGGUAUAUUUUUAUCUUUGUUAAUCUGAAGUUAAUAUCUUCGUGAUUGGCUGCCACUGUUCUUGAUGAUGGUUUUUAGGGUACUUGUUUAUGUAUAUUUCUUAAAAAAUAAACCUAUUUAAAUGAA
This is a messenger RNA of Melanotaenia boesemani (Boeseman's rainbowfish), 3507 nucleotides long. It is a transcript of the gene arv1, whose product is annotated as ARV1 homolog, fatty acid homeostasis modulator. Gene Ontology annotation, cellular component: cortical endoplasmic reticulum; Golgi apparatus. NCBI's taxonomy places the organism in Eukaryota, Metazoa, Chordata, Actinopteri, Atheriniformes, Melanotaeniidae. Bases 44 to 766 code for a protein of 240 amino acids. Gene Ontology annotation, biological process: regulation of plasma membrane sterol distribution; sterol metabolic process; intracellular sterol transport. The record is from RefSeq and is a predicted model, not a curated record. The transcript has 5 exons.